Molecule: messenger RNA, 677 nt
Organism: Verticillium dahliae VdLs.17
Lineage: Eukaryota; Fungi; Ascomycota; Sordariomycetes; Glomerellales; Plectosphaerellaceae
Exons: 2
Coding region: 19-513 (164 amino acids)
Source: RefSeq, a predicted model, not a curated record
GGCGGAAUUCCAGGCACCAUGGCUACUGAGGGGCACACACUCGCAGAGAGGGAGGCCCGAGGCCUUAAGGGGGGCAUUAUUGCCAUUGUUUAUAUUGCGUGUGGAUUGGCCACUCAAAAGGGCGUCUCGAUUCUGGAAGCUGGCGGUGGCGAGUGGUUUUCAUUGCAAUUCCACGACGUUAAGGAAAAUACACUGCCCUUGAAGCUUGAAGCGGUUGCGACAGCCUUUUACAAUGACAUCGAAGACGGCUUCAGGGACGGGGCCGUGGCCCUGCUAUCAGAACAGAGCAAGCGGCCGUUCACCGACGUUGUAGAUUUUCUGGCAAGCGAUUUGGAGAUCCCGAAGAUCUAUGUCGUUUGUAAGAAUGACAACGCCGUGCCGUUUGCCUUUCAGCAGUUUAUGGCGCAAGCGUCCGGCGCCGAGAUCGUUGAGCUUGACUGUGGUCACAGCCCAUUCCUGAGAGAAGAAGAAAGACGCCAAAUCGUUGAUCUGAUCAUUGGCGUUUCACAGUAAGUGUUCAAGGGACUGGGAGACGUUGUACUGGGCACAUGCCAUCAGUGAUCUCCGUUUUCGACACUCGGUUUGUUGGCUCCGCCCCCGCACUCGAGGUCGGAGAAUCAUCCGUGAAUGAAGGAUGCGAGGCCGCCAAGUAUGCAUGCAGACAAUCAAAUCUUUUC